Messenger RNA from Centruroides sculpturatus (bark scorpion), 2925 nucleotides. RefSeq names its product V-type proton ATPase catalytic subunit A-like. Bases 76 to 1932 code for a protein of 618 amino acids. Gene Ontology annotation, molecular function: ATP binding; proton-transporting ATPase activity, rotational mechanism; ATP hydrolysis activity. The record is from RefSeq and is a predicted model, not a curated record. NCBI's taxonomy places the organism in Eukaryota, Metazoa, Arthropoda, Arachnida, Scorpiones, Buthidae. Gene Ontology annotation, cellular component: proton-transporting V-type ATPase, V1 domain; lysosomal membrane. The transcript has a single exon. Gene Ontology annotation, biological process: ATP metabolic process; proton transmembrane transport.
GCCCUGUCGUCGCGCCGGCGAACCGUCGUAUAUAUCGUGAGAUAGAGAAGGUCGUCAGUCACGAGAUCCGAAACGAUGGAUGCCACCGACGGGAAACUCAAGCGAUUUCAAGAUGUGGAGAAAGAAUCUAAAUUCGGCUACGUGUUCGGCGUCUCCGGACCCGUGGUUACUGCCGAAAAGAUGGCCGGAGCGGCCAUGUACGAAUUGGUUCGAGUCGGACAUGAUUCUCUGGUCGGAGAAAUUAUUAGAUUGGAAGGUGAUAUGGCGACUAUUCAAGUCUACGAGGAGACUUCGGGUGUGACCGUCGGAGAUCCCGUGUUGAGAACCGGUAAGCCUCUUUCUGUCGAACUAGGUCCCGGGAUUAUGGGGAGUAUCUUUGAUGGUAUCCAGCGACCUCUCAAAGACAUAAACGUGAAGACCGAGUCUAUUUACAUUCCAAAGGGUAUCAACAUCCCCGCCCUCAGUAAGGUUGCUAAGUGGGAUUUCAUGCCCACUAACGUGAGAGUGGGGAGCCACAUCACCGGUGGUGAUAUUUAUGGAAUCGUUCAGGAAAACACUCUGAUAAAGCAUAAGAUAAUGCUCCCUCCCAAGUCAAAGGGAAAAGUCACCUAUGUUGCCGAGGCUGGUAGCUAUGAUGUGACGGACGUGGUGCUGGAGACCGAAUUCGACGGAGAGAAGUCUCAGUACACCAUGCUGCAAGUCUGGCCGGUCCGGCAGAUGAGACCUGUGACCGAGAAGCUGGCGGCCAACUUUCCCUUGUUGACCGGACAGAGAGUCCUGGAUUCGCUCUUCCCCUGUGUGCAGGGCGGCACCACCGCCAUUCCCGGAGCUUUCGGUUGUGGGAAGACCGUCAUCUCCCAGUCGCUGUCUAAGUAUUCCAACAGUGACGUGAUCAUCUACGUUGGGUGCGGGGAGAGAGGAAACGAGAUGUCUGAGGUAUUGCAGGACUUUCCGGAGCUGACCGUCGAGAUCGACGGCUGCGUGGAGUCGAUCAUGAAGCGCACGGCGUUGGUCGCCAACACGUCCAACAUGCCGGUGGCUGCCAGAGAGGCGUCCAUCUACACGGGCAUCACACUGUCCGAGUACUUCCGUGACAUGGGGUACAACGUCUCCAUGAUGGCGGAUUCGACUUCCAGGUGGGCGGAGGCCCUGAGAGAGAUCUCUGGACGUCUGGCAGAGAUGCCUGCGGAUUCAGGAUAUCCCGCCUAUCUGGGCGCCCGUCUGGCUUCUUUCUACGAGAGGGCCGGGCGUGUGAAGUGCCUGGGAAAUCCGGAAAGAGAGGGCAGCGUCACCAUCGUUGGGGCCGUGUCGCCACCAGGAGGCGACUUUUCGGAUCCCGUCACGUCUGCCACACUCGGGAUUGUCCAGGUGUUCUGGGGAUUGGAUAAGAAGUUGGCCCAGCGUAAGCACUUCCCUUCUAUAAACUGGUUGAUUUCUUACAGUAAAUAUACUACUGCACUUAACGAUUUUUAUGAGAAAAACUUUCCCGAAUUUAUCGCUCUUCGAACCAAAUGCCAACAGAUUUUGCAAGAGGAGGAAGACCUGUCGGAAAUUGUGCAAUUGGUAGGUAAAGCUUCAUUGGCUGAAGUUGACAAAAUUAAAUUGGAAGUGGCAAGAUACAUCAAAGAAGAUUUCUUGCAGCAAAACGGAUACAGUGCUUAUGACAGAUUUUGUCCGUUCUACAAAACGGUUGGAAUGUUGAGAAAUAUGAUGACUUUCUAUGAUCAGGCUUGUCAUGCAGUAGAAUCAACUUCUCAGAAUGAGAAAAGAAUCACCUGGGCAAUGAUUCGCGAAGCUAUGGGCGAUAUAAUGCAUCAGCUGAGCAGUAUGAAAUUUGCCGAUCCCGUCAAGGAUGGAGAAGUGAAAAUAAAACAAGAUUUCGAAGCUCUACAAGAAGCUAUUGGAGUAGCAUUCCGUAAUCUUGAAGACUAAGUUUUUUUAUAUAUAUUUAUUGGUGACAUUGCAAAAAAAAGGAAUUAAAGAAUUAGACCUAAUUAUGCAAUAAUUGGGAAAAUGUAAAAGUUAAAAUCAUAAUUCCAGAAGUUAUAAUGCAGGAAAGAAUGAUAUUAACCCAAAGGAUUUUCCUCUAAAUAUCUGGAAAAUUAAAUUUUAGAAAAUUUUUGUUGGUUGUAAUCAAGAUCUCGAGAGAUAUUGCUGUUGUAUUUGUGAAAAAUAUAUUGUUAUUAUGUAAGACUGAAAUGAGUUUAAAAAAGAAUAAAACAUUCCUCUUGACAUUGUCAAAAAUCUAGUGAAAAUGUAAGUGAAAAUUAGCAAUAAAUAUAUAUCGAAUGUUAAUAUUCAUUUUUUUAUAUUGUAUGCAUAAAUUUUAUAAUCGUGAAAUUACAAUGAAGUCAAGCUUUAAUGUAAAAUAAUUGGAACCUUGUUCAUCUUUUAAUAAAUGAGUAUUUCGGAUGUUAAUAUUGUGUACGAACUGCUCGUUCACCAAAGGAAAGAAAACCCGACUGCAAAUAGAAACUAAAAUCAUUCAUAUCGAACAUGCCAAAUGUGAUGAUUUAUAAAAAAAAAAAAAGCUUAUCUUAAAUUAUUCUAUGGUAGGUGUAUGUUGUUUUGAAUAGAUGUGCUACCAAACAUUAUUAUUGUUGGUUGGUUUUGAAUGUGUGUUGCUGAGGGGACAAAUGCCUUAGUUAUUUACAAAACUCAAAUUCAUUAUUGUACUAAUGCAUAAAAUAUUUACAUAUCUUGAACAUAACUGAAAAAAAUUGUUUUAGAAAUGUUCUUAGGCUAAUUUAGUCCAGUAGCACUCCAAACAAUCUUUAUACAGCUCAUGAAAUACAAUAUAAAAUGAAACACUUCAUGUUUGGAAUUGAAAUUAUACACAUUUAUGGAGCAGUUACAAACACAUUUUUCUAAGUUAUGGUGUACAAGACCUACAUAUAGUUAGUUCUUGAUUACCAGAUAAUUCAG